UUGUUUGUGUUUUCAUCUAAGGAUUGGCGUCGCGAGUUUUUUCAGUGGUUUUUCUGAGUGUUUUUCGUAACGUGUGCGUGCGUGCGUUACCAAUGGCCAAUCCCAGUGAGAUCGACUGCGUGACAGUGAUUAGUGAUGACUCUGACGUUGAAGUGACUCUGAGUGAGAUCACAAUUACUCGAAUCCCGGCGAAACCGCGCACUUCUUUCGUCCCGACGGGUUCGGAGGAGCCUGUGGCCCCCGUGGGGACACCGCAAACGCCCCAGACUGAGCCUCGCGAGGAGGGCGACGGCCGGCGCAUGAGUCGCCGCAAGAAAGCGCGGGUCGAGUACUUCGGCGAGGGCGCUUCCGGGAGUGCUGAGAGCAAGACUGGGGCUGCCGGGGAGGCGAAGCGCGUGGAGCCGAAGCCCGAGCAGCGAACGAGAGGCAAGCGAGAGCGCAGCGUGAGUCCCUCGAAGGACUCUGAUAGCAAGGAUGCGUUGGAUGACGAGCCCAGCUUCAAGGACAUCCUCACUGGACUCGAGGGAGCGGCCUUCCAGUCGCGGCUGCCGUACGAGAAGAUGACCUCGGCCGAGGCGGCGUGUUUUCCGGUCAUCGCGAAGAAUGGUUUAAUCGCCCAGAGAGUCUUUCUCAACAUCCGCAAUCGCUUGCUUCAGAUGUGGAUUGAGAAUCCCAAGAUUCAGUUGACCUUCGAGGAGGCUCUGAAGAAUAUCGAGUCCCCGUUCGACAGCGAUCCGGUAUUGCUGAAGAACAUUCACGCCUUCCUCGAGCGCCAUGGAUUCAUCAAUUUCGGGAUUUUCAAGCGUCUGCGGCCGAUUCCGGCCAAGAAGCUGGCCAAGGUGAUCGUGAUUGGGGCGGGCAUCUCGGGAUUGGCUGCUGCGCAGCAGCUGCAGCAGUUCGGGAUGGACGUGAUCGUGCUGGAGGCGAGAGAUCGCGUCGGCGGUCGCAUCGCCACGUUCCGGAAGAAUAACUAUCACGCUGAUCUGGGCGCGAUGGUGGUCACGGGCAUCUGGGGCAAUCCCAUCACCAUCCUCAGCCGUCAGACGGGCAUGGAGAUGGUGCCCAUCAAGCAGGCUUGUCCGCUGUAUGGCGCCGGAGGGAAACCGGUGCCGAAGCACAAGGACGACAUGGUCGAGAGGGAGUUCAAUCGACUGCUGGAGUCCACCAGCUAUCUGUCCCACCAGCUGGACUUCAACUACGCCGGGAACAAUCCUGUGUCUCUCGGCCAGGCGCUGGAGUGGAUCAUCAAGCUCCAGGAGAAACACGUGAAGGAGAAGCAAGUGCAGCACUUGAACUCCGUGAUUGCGCUGCAGCAGAAGCUGAUUGACAAUGAGAACAAGAUCGGCGAUCUGAUGGACGAGAUGCGAAUGCUGAAGGCCAAGGCGAACUUCCUGCAGGAAACGCGGCCGCCGCGCACGCCCGAGACGGAGCAUAAGUACGUUGAGCACGAGUUCAGUGCGCGUCAGGCCGUGCGUGAGUGGAAUGUGGUGUGGCGCGAGGUGGAGCGCUUCAAGGCCACGCAGGAGGAAAUGGAGGCGAAGCUGAAGGAGCUGGAGAUGAAUCCGCCGAGCGAUGUCUAUCUGUCGUCGAAGGAUCGCCAGAUUCUCGAUUGGCACUUUGCCAAUCUCGAGUUUGCCAACGCAACGCCGCUGAACAACUUGUCGCUGAAGCACUGGGAUCAGGACGACGACUUCGAGUUCAUUGGGAAUCACACAACAGUGAGAAAUGGAUACUCCUGUGCCCCGAUCGCCCUGACUGAAGGCCUCGAUAUUCGUGUCAAUACGGCCGUAAAGACGAUCAAGUACUUCCCGGGUGGUGUUGAGGUGACGGCUGAGAACCUGAAGACAAAUAAUUCAACCGUGACUUACAAUGCCGAUCUCGUGCUCUGCACUCUGACUCUGGGCGUCCUCAAGGUGGCAAUCUCGCCCUUGUCCACCAACCAGGUCAACGCGGUGCGCUUCGAGCCGCCGCUGCCGGAUUGGAAGCAAGCCGCGAUCCAGCGUCUGGGCUUCGGGAACCUCAACAAGGUUGUCCUGUGCUUCGAUCGCAUCUUCUGGGACACCAACACGAACCUCUUUGGCCACGUCGGGAGCACAACAGCCAGCAGAGGUGAGCUGUUCCUCUUCUGGAGCAUCUCGCAGUCGCCGGUUCUGCUGGCUCUCGUCGCCGGCCAGAGCGCCGCCAUCAUGGAGAACGUCUCUGACGAUGUCAUCGUCGGCCGGUGCAUCGCAGUGCUGAAGGGCAUCUUUGGCAACUCCGCCGUGCCGCAGCCGCGCGAAACUGUCGUCACGCGAUGGAGAGCAGAUCCCUGGGCGCGAGGCUCCUACAGCUUCGUCUCUGUCGGCUCGUCCGGAAGUGAUUACGAUCUCCUCGCCGCUCCUGUCACGCCACCGCCGCUCUCGGGCGCCGCGACGGAAGACACCAAAGCAAUGCCGCGCCUCUUCUUCGCCGGCGAACACACAAUUCGCAAUUAUCCUGCGACCGUACACGGAGCCUUCUUGAGUGGUCUUCGCGAGGCUGGACGCAUUUCGGACUACUUGCUGGGCUUUCCCAACACUUAUCCGGAUGAACCAAAGCAGGAACCUUCAACUUCAGCCGCAGCGGCAAAUUAAUUACUCCGAGUGCAAUUUACAUCACAUUUAAUCAUAUUUAAAGUAUAACUUUAGCGCACAAUGUUGUAAGAAUUCCAUAUUUAUCC
Messenger RNA from Phlebotomus argentipes, 2698 nucleotides. Its product is annotated as possible lysine-specific histone demethylase 1-like. Gene Ontology annotation, molecular function: protein binding; oxidoreductase activity; flavin adenine dinucleotide binding. Lineage: Eukaryota; Metazoa; Arthropoda; Insecta; Diptera; Psychodidae. The transcript has 7 exons. Gene Ontology annotation, biological process: regulation of DNA-templated transcription. The record is from RefSeq and is a predicted model, not a curated record. The coding region runs from base 93 to 2612 and encodes 839 amino acids. Gene Ontology annotation, cellular component: nucleus.